CAAAAUAGUGUUGCUUGCGGACGAAAUCACAUAAACAACUCGUUUCAUCCAUGUUGUAACAAAAUUCAGUUUUCGGACACGAAACACGCGCUCUAAAUUGUACCAAUGUUAUGGAAGUGGUUAGAGGAUAACUUCAAGUACCGACGAAAGUACUGUGGUUUUGUUUUUGGAAGACGACGUCAUUCGGUAUUGGAAGUAUGCGGGAGUCACAAGAUCACCAGACAACAAUAUCAAGCUUUACUGGCAUGCAUCGAUUAUUUAGAACAACAUAUUGGCGUGUACGGACUGUUCGUUACCGGUGGCAGCAUAAUGCAUGUGAAAAAAAUAUACGAUAAAAUUAAAUCCGGUUCACCAAAUCUGCUCGAAUACCUGCGCACAGUGCACGCGCCGCGCGAGUGUGCGAUGGCGUUCCAUCAGUUUCUUUCCAUCUUUCAGGUGCAGGUUCUUCCACAGCGUUGUAUCGAUGUCGUGAUGGGAGAUGUUGUCGGUGUGCCGAAGCGGCUCGUCGCACUGGACGUUCUAAACCUGCUGUACGAAGAGUUUGACGAUACGCGGCUUCACUUCGCCAAGCGGUAUCUGCAACUGAUGCGCCGGUACACACUGUACGGAUAUCUUCGGCCUACGGAAGUGCACGUCGUUGUUACGCCGUAUCUCGCAUUGUCGAAAAUAUUUCCCGGCCCCGAUACACGCACGAACAUGCAGACGAAAACGAUUACUCUCUUGGAGCUGUUUCUGUUGGCCCAACUCCUAGACGAUCCGAUGUCACUGUCCGCCCAGCUACAUCAAGCGUGUGCAUCGUAUUGGCAAACAACAGAGGACUAAAAGCGUAAAGAUAACGAUAUAUAGUGUCACAUCCACCAUAGCAUAAUUUUAGAUAACCCCAUUUGCUUCUUUUUUUGUGGAAAUGAUACCCCGGACGGUCGAUUUCGACCGUGAUGUAUGUAAACAUACGCACCAUAUCAAUGGCACCGACAAAAGGAACAUUAGGCCCUGGGGACCCUCGUUAUCGGGAAUCGUUUGAAGUAUCUAUAUCAACAGAUUUAAUAACCUAUCAGUGACACAAAUCUUACGAUAGCACACUUUUGCAUCGCGGCCGUCACGUCCGCUAAAGAUAAGAUUGUACAGAUUGUACAGUUCCUAUAAAAACAGCCGUUUGCAAGUUUCUGUUUUAAUUUACACUGUCAAUAUGCAACUAUUUCAUUAUAAAAUGAUCUAAAAAAAAUGAACGCAUUAAGAGCUUAUCGUUAGCAUCACAAUAGAUGAUUCACAUAUAUGGUUUGUUUGUCCAUGAUUUUUUUUUCAUUUCCUCCAAGAUGUGAAUCAUGGGAUAAAACAUCUUUUUCUUAAAUUCGUCACAAAACAAUCCUUAUCGUUACGGAGGUUUUUUUUUGCAGUAGAAAUGCACAUCCGUGACCACUCUCGUCUCAAGUUGCAAUCGGUGUGCUACUAUUAGUAUUUGUCCUUCUGGAUUUUUAUAUUUGAACAAACGUGUGCCUUUGCUCGAACGGGGAACAGUUUUGUUCUCACUAAUAAACCUCGUAGCGUCCCAAAGCGUUCUAUCGUCGACCGAUAAGAAAACCGCCUUUCGUCAGGUUCCUUCUCCUUCUUCAGGUCAGGCAUCUUUAUCGGUUAUGAAACUUUGCGAAGCGUGCGAUGGUGGUGCAUAUUUGCUGGAAACAUUUGCUACGCAUGGAUAGCAAAACCGUGACUAAACAAGGGGGGCAAGAAUGAAGAAAAGAAAAAAAAAUACAAUUGCUUCGUCACAAUCACGGUACGGCAUGCUUCCUUUCCUAUCGUUCGACUUGUUCCGUCUGGUGCCAUUUUAGUCAUCCGUUUUGUCGUAGAACAAACGGAGAGAAACUUUUCGCAGUCUAGUGCCUAUCGUUGAAGGUAUUUCAAGUUCCCGCUGCUAUCGUCGAUCAUUCAGUUGCACUUGACGCGUCUUCGAAACGGGGUAUACAGUUUCCUUAUACGUACGGAAUCACCACCAACAGGAAGCAACCAUGUGUUUGUGUUGUGGAAAUCGCGAAGGUUACGAUAUCGAUGAUGCCAAUUUUGGCAAAUCGUACAACGAAAGCUUCAGCACGAGUCAAACGGCUGAAGUGGGAGCACCGAUUGUGAUAGUUAGUCAACCGACCAACGGUGCAGUGGCCGUUACCGAAGGUUCCACCACCGCGGAUGCACGAUGAGUUACACAGCUUAACGCACUUGUGAUGAUGAUCGAGCACCGUAUCAGUUACAUUCCUUGAUGUGAUAUCAUCUUUAGCUAUCACCUUAUCUAUAACCAUGGAGUUGCGCUUAGGAUGCAUUUGUGCUAGUAUUAUUAAGUCAUACGAAAAGUCAACCCCUCAACAGUUUAUGGUUUUAAAAAAGGAAGGAACACGUGGUUCUUUAUAUCCAUAGUUUUAGUUACAUGAAGCCGCUCAUUUAGGCGUUUGUUUUUCGUUUUCCUUAUCGGCAGUAGUAAGUUUAAGCAGUUAUAAAUGCUAAUAAAUUCAUCUGUGUAUGUAAAAGAA
Molecule: messenger RNA, 2516 nt
Organism: Anopheles funestus (African malaria mosquito)
Lineage: Eukaryota; Metazoa; Arthropoda; Insecta; Diptera; Culicidae
Exons: 5
Coding region: 106-822 (238 amino acids)
Source: RefSeq, a predicted model, not a curated record